UUUUUUAACGAAUUUAAUAUUAUUUAAUCCAAAAUAACAUAGGAAAUCAAAAUUUUUUGGCCCCAAAAGUUUUGGGGGUCUAAAGCAAAGAAUAGCAAGUAAGAAACCGUCAGCAAAAGAAUAGCAAGAGGAAGUUUGAGAAUUGAGAGCAUGGAUUGGUUGCUUUGACUGGGUUUUAUUUUUCAGUGUUGUACUCUACACAGACACUUCAAAGGUUGAAGAUGAACAUGGACUUUUCCGAGUCUACAAAAGUUGUAUAUAAUCGAAUUCAGAAACUAGAGCCAGAAAAUGUGUCUAAGAUAAUUGGUUAUCUCCUUUUACAAGAUCAUGGUGAACAGGAUAUGAUUAGAUUAGCGUUUAGUCCCGACAAUUUGAUCCAUUCCUUGAUUAAUAAAGCUAAGAAAGAUCUUGGAUUAUCAUCCAAACCAGCCAUUUCUGGUCCUCUUUCACCCCCCUUAGUCAAUCGAGCAUUAUCUUCAGACAUUCCCUUGAACUUUGUUCCAUUCUCAUCAGCUUCACCUCGUCCCUUUUCGACUCUUCAAGUUGGAAAUCCAUACUGGGAGCCUCAAGGUCAUGCCGAAAAUCAUCCAAUUCAUACCUUGGAUUUUCUACCUGUUGGUUGCUCGGAUACUAUGACCGAUGAACGCCAACUCCCAAACCAACUUCAGUUCUUAUCUUUAGAUGAUCAGUCAGACCAUGUUAAUUCAGAAUUCUCCGGCGACCACUAUUUCUCUGUAUCUGCAUUAGGCCCAAGAUCGAGUCGAAGGUCUCCAAGCUUGCCCGAGUUUCCUGUUAAGGUCUGCCAUUAUUUUAACAAAGGCUUUUGUAAGCAUGGAACCAACUGUCGGUACUUUCACGGCCAUCCAAAUCCGGAAAGCUUCUCCCAAGUCUUCAACUCAAACUUAAAUGAAAUGGGAAGUGAUGAACAUAUCUUCAAGCCUGGAUCUCUAGAGAAAAUAGAGAUGGAACUUACCGAGCUUCUCAAAUCUAGACGGGGUCUUCCUGUUUCAAUUGCUUCGUUGCCUAUGUUGUACUAUGAGAAGUAUGGGAGGACACUUCAGGCUGAGGGUUAUUUGACCGAAAGUCAAAGACAUGGGAAAGCUGGAUAUAGCCUGACUAAGCUCCUCGCUCGAUUAAGAAAUAGCAUUCGUGUCAUCGACAGGUCCAACUUGCCCCAUGGACAGCAUGCCGUUAUUUUAGCUGAGGAUGUUCCAAAAUAUAUGGAGUACAGUGGCGAAAGAAAUGAACACGGAGCAAUUGUAGCCGGUUCUCGCCAGAUUUAUCUGACCUUUCCGGCUGAGAGUACCUUCAGCGAGCAAGAUGUUUCCAACUAUUUCAAUCAAUUUGGACCAGUACAAGAUGUUAGGAUUCCUUGUCAGCAGAAGAGAAUGUUUGGGUUUGUAACUUUUGUUUUCCCAGAGACAGUUAAGCAGAUCCUGGCAAAGGGGAAUCCUCAUUUAGUUUGUGGUGCACGUGUUUUGGUGAAACCUUACAGGGAAAAGUCCAAGCUUGUAGAUAGAAAAUGCCUCGAGAAAGCUUAUCAAGCUUCCUACUAUAAUUCCUCGUUCAUUGACGCAGAAUCCGAACUCCAAUCUUCACCUAGAGUCUGUGAAAAUUCAAGACUAAUGAAAAAACAACUCAUGGAGGAACAAGAGCGUGCAAUUGAGUUUGAGAGGCAGCAUUUUCCAGAGUUGCAAUUAGCUGCAAAAACUUUGCAUCAUCAAAUGCGCCUUGGUUACUCAGUAGAGGAUUUGAAGCUUAGAGAAGGUUCUUUAACAUGCCGUAGCGAAAAACUGGAGUUCCCAUCAGCCGAGAGUUUUAAUUACCUGCUAGAUGUAUAUAACAAUGGUUCCACCAGCGAGGACAAAGCUAGGCACGUUAAAAUGAGUCACUGUGACCAAGAAGGUGGUCAAGGAUUGAAUCUUCCAGAUAGCCCGUUUGCAUCUCCAAUAAGGAAUGGCAUUUCAACUGUCAUUUAGGUUCAGAAACACAGAAGGAUUAUAGAGUUUAAAGAGGACUGAGUUUUGGAAAGCAGUUCGUUGGUUCGACACAUAAAAGUACUUUUCUUCCUAAAUAUUUCCAUAAAACAGUUACUAUUAAAUAGUUGCUCAACUGCCUGCAAAUACACCUGAUCCUACAGAAAGCGCGAGAAGUUAUUCGUUUUCAUUUUUUAGGUGAACAUCAUAAGAGAAUUACAUAGAAAAAGAAUCGCGACAUGUAACAAGUUUCAUAGGUUUUCAGCUUUGAUAAGAAGUUAAUGAUAGGGAGCAAGUUUGAUGCUUGCUUUGCAGGUUUUAGAAGUUAAAAUGUAAUUAUGGUUUUUUUUCUAAGUGUGAUGGAGAAGAAAAUAGGCUCAGAUUCAGAGUUUGGUGUCCAUUGUAGAGCUCUCUGCUACUUGACAGAAAUGCUAAAUGUUGCUAACAAUAAAGUUAUACAUAGUUUUCAUUUCUA
Molecule: messenger RNA, 2451 nt
Organism: Nicotiana tabacum (common tobacco)
Lineage: Eukaryota; Viridiplantae; Streptophyta; Magnoliopsida; Solanales; Solanaceae
Product: zinc finger CCCH domain-containing protein 18
Molecular function (GO): RNA binding; metal ion binding
Source: RefSeq, a predicted model, not a curated record